UUACCUCAAACGCAUAUAUUGUAGUCGUAUUACUGAACUGUUUUCGGGUUGAAGCUAAACAAUAAUAAUGUCUGCAGUUCCGAGUUUGAGAGAGUUUGUCAACGAGAGACUGACUGCUGCUGCUGAAGAAAUAUUAGGAGUCUUUGAAAGAACUAUCGUCGAGUACGAGGAAGAGAUUGAUCGUCAGCGCAGACUGUUGAACAUCUUACCCACAAUAAAGUUACACAGGAUAGAGCUCCCUCAGCAACAUGUCUGUAAGGAGGAGGAGAUUCUCUCUGAGCAGCAGCUCUGCAUUCAGGAGAAAAACUACAGUGUGAACCAAGAGGACCCAGAGCCUCCACAGAUUAAAGAGGAACAAGAGGAGCUGUGCAGCAGUGAGGAGCAGCUUGUACUGAAGCAGGAGGCUGAUGACUUUAUGUUGACUCCGACUUAUAUGGAAAGUGAUCACAGUGAAGAUCAGACUCUGAACCUGAGCAUCGGUGACACUCAGAGUCAAGGCGAGGAAAAUCCUCCUGGGCAGUUUCCACUUCAAUGCUAUGUACUAUCAGAAGAAGGGAUUGUAUACACAAACAGGGACCACCAGCUCCUCUCUCACAACUCUCCACUAGCUGAGAGCCAAGAUCAGAAAGUUGGCAAGCAUGGAGACUCAGGAUCAACUCACGCAGAGCCGGAAGUAGACCAGAGAGAUAACAUUAUUCAAAGUCAAAGCUACAAUGUUAACAGCACAACUAAGUCAAUAUUGCAUAAAUUAAAAUGUGAGAUAUGUGACAAAGGUUUUAAGUACAAGUCUAAAUUGCAGAGUCACAUGAGAGUCCACACAGGUGAGAAGCCAUAUUCUUGCAAAAUGUGUGGGAAAGACUUCAGAGGUAAAUGUGACUUAACCAUCCACCUGAGAGUCCACACAGGUGAGAAGCCAUAUUUUUGCAAAAUAUGUGGGAAAGGCUUCAAACGUAAAUGUAACUUAACCCUCCACCUGAGAAUCCACACAGGUGAGAAGCCGUACGAUUGCAAGACCUGUGGGAAAGGAUUCAAUUAUAUAUCCACAUUGAAGAGUCAUCUAAGAACCCACACAGGAGAAAAGCCAUUUUCUUGCCAAACAUGUGGAAAACAAUUCAGUCACUUAGCAUCCUUUACUAUUCACAGUAGAACCCACACAGGUGAAAAGCCAUAUUCCUGUGAAACAUGUGGCAAAGGAUUCAAAUGUAGUAGUGAGUUAAAAGUCCACAUAAGAAGCCACACGGGUGAGAAGCCAUUUACUUGCCAAACAUGUGGAAAAAGAUUUAGUUACUGUUCAACAAUGACAAGGCAUUCAAGAAUCCACACAGAUGAGAAGCCGUUCAUUUGCACAACAUGUGGGAGAGUAUUCAGACACAACAGUGGUCUGUUAAAACACAUGAAAGAAGUCCACACUGGACACACACCUGAGGAUCAAUAUACCCAGGAGAAACCAUCAAGCUAAAACUGCUGAGGGAAAAUGUUCACAAACUUCAUUACGUCCACUUAGCAGAAGUUACAUCUCUUUAACCAAAUGAAAAAAGUGAGAUGUGCAUACUUUAUCUUUCAAUGUUCUCUUCAUUUGACUGUACUACUUAUAUUUCUGUUUGCAAACAAUAUCACUUUUUUUGAACCAGGGCAACCAGGACUUUUGCAACUUACAAAUAGAGGGGUUUACACUAACACAAUUAUGAAAAACAAUGGAUUACAUAUUGUCUUUACAGGUUGGACUGAAAAGUUAUGCUUUUGUAAUGUAAUUGCUGGUGUUUUGAAAUUGUUUGUGGUGGGAUUGACAAUAUUUCCUCUUGCAUUUUGAAUCAAAAAGAUUUGAGUCAGGUUUGCCGUGUCUUGAUAGUAAUUGUACAUUGACAUUUUUUUUUCAUUUUGAUAUGUAGUAAUUUUUGGUUUGGAGCAGAUCAUUAAUUGUUUAUCUUAUUGUGUAGAUGGGUUACAACGUUAAUAUUUUACAUGAUGUAAUCUAAAUAGCCUAUAGCAGAACACAAAAAAAGUGUAAAAUGUAAUGGACUAAAUAAUAAAUGAGAAAAACCAAAAAAAUACAAGCAAAUUGAACACAUUUUAUAGAACAGAACAGCUGCAUUGAAUACGUGCAGGGCUCCUCCAAUCCGUCCUCUAUACAGACUAUAGAGACACUUUGCUCUGGCAGCUGUGAAGGGACAGAUAUCAAAUGAUUAGUAUACUGGGAUUGUAAAGACAAAGUGCAGUACCAUUACAUAUUGAGACAAUUUGGAUUUCGUUCUUGUGUGAUUUUUACAUGAACUGAUACUAAUUCCAUACUAAUAAGUCCAAAUAGCAUGAAAUUGCACCCAAUACUGCAGAAAGUGACCUUUCUAUGGACAUAGUAACACAUUUGAUUGGUGUGAAUUUGGCAACACAGGAAUAAAGAUGGUAAACAGGAAGAGGCUGGACAGUUCUGAGACACAAACAAUGUCUCAUGUGGCUUGGGAGAAGGACUCAAUCGUGUCCAACCUGUUGUGCCUUAGAAGCCUUUACUUGUGAGUUUAUCACAUUUUUUCUUUGUUUAGAAUGACUUUAUAAAUACAAUAAUAAUAUUGGGAGGGAUGAAACCCUCU
This is a messenger RNA of Notothenia coriiceps (black rockcod), 2585 nucleotides long. RefSeq names its product zinc finger protein OZF-like. Lineage: Eukaryota; Metazoa; Chordata; Actinopteri; Perciformes; Nototheniidae. The record is from RefSeq and is a predicted model, not a curated record. The transcript is spliced from 2 exons. Bases 68 to 1459 code for a protein of 463 amino acids.